This is a messenger RNA of Gracilinanus agilis (Agile Gracile Mouse Opossum), 3434 nucleotides long. It is a transcript of the gene UBXN4, whose product is annotated as UBX domain protein 4. The transcript is spliced from 13 exons. The record is from RefSeq and is a predicted model, not a curated record. Gene Ontology annotation, molecular function: protein binding. Bases 85 to 1626 code for a protein of 513 amino acids. NCBI's taxonomy places the organism in Eukaryota, Metazoa, Chordata, Mammalia, Didelphimorphia, Didelphidae.
AGAGCGGGCUACGCGGGGGCGAGAGCUACGGCUGCCGGGCUUCUCUCCAUCUGAUCGUCCGUCCGUCCGGGCCCGAGCAGGACGAUGCUGUGGUUCCAGGGCGCGAUCCCGGCCGCCAUCGCGGCGGCCAAGCGGAGCGGAGCAGUCUUCGUAGUCUUCGUGGCAGGUGAUGAUGAACAGUCUGCACAGAUGGCUGAAAGUUGGGAGGAUGAGAAGGUUACAGAAGCUUCCUCAGACAGUUUUGUGGCAAUUAAAAUUGAUACCAAAAGUGAAGCAUGUCUACAAUUCUCACAAAUCUAUCCUGUAGUAUGUGUCCCAUCCAGUUUCUUUAUAGGAGACAGUGGAAUUCCCUUGGAAGUAAUAGCAGGAAGCGUUACAGCAGAGGAACUUGUUACCAGAAUUCACAAAGUCAGACAGAUGCACACACUAAAAAGUGAAGCAUCGGUUGGAAUUGGGAACCAAUCAGCUAAUCUAGUUUCUAACCCUUGUUCUUCUUUUGAACAUAACAACACUUCAGAAAAUUCUCAAGCCAGAAAUGUAGAGCUUUGUGAAACACCAUCCACAUCUCCUGAUACACAAUCAAGCAUUUCUAUAGGUGGAGAAAAUUCGAGUCAUACCAGUCCCACUCAGGAAGCCAGUGCUUGUUCAGAUGAGAGAAUGAUGGGUCACCAGGCUGAAGAAGACCUCACAGUUAAAGUGGAGAGACUAACAAAAAAACUUGAAGAAAGACGAGAAGAGAAAAGGAAAGAGGAAGAACAGAAAGAGAUUAAGAAGGAAAUCGAUAGAAGGAAAACUGGUAAAGAAAUGCUGGACUAUAAAAGAAAACAAGAAGAAGAGCUGACAAAAAGAAUGUUAGAAGAGAGGAAUAGGGAGAAAGCAGAAGAUAAAGCUGCUAGGGAACGGAUAAAGCAGCAGAUUGCUCUGGAUCGAGCAGAAAGGGCAGCACGUUUUGCAAAGACAAAAGAAGAAGUCGAAGCUGCCAAAGCUGCGGCUUUAUUGGCCAAACAGGCUGAAAUGGAAGCAAAGAGAGAGUCUUCUUCUCGGGAAAGAAGUACUAUUGCAAGAAUUCAGUUCCGCCUUCCAGAUGGAUCUUCCUUUACGAAUCAGUUUCCUUCUGAUGCUCCUCUAGAAGAAGCAAGACAAUUUGCUGCACAGAUGGUCGGUAAUACUUACAGCAAUUUUUCUUUGGCCACCAUGUUUCCAAGGAGGGAAUUUACCAAAGAAGAUUACAAAAAGAAGUUAGCAGAACUAGAGCUGGCACCAAGUGCUUCAGUUGUGCUCUUACCAGCGGGAAGACCAGCUACCUCUGUUGUUCAGUCAUCAAGUGGAGAGUUGUGGAAGUUUUUGGGAACAGUACUUUACCCAUUCUUUGCUAUAUGGAGAUUGAUUAGCAACUUCUUAUUUACUAGUCCUCCUCCUCAGACUUCUAUGAGAUCAACAUCUUUGGAGCACACAAACCCCACAGCAUCUAACACCUCAGAAAACAGGGAAGGGGUCAGGAAAAGAGUACUAGAAAAACGUGGCGAAGACUUCAAAAAAGAAGGAAAAAUAUAUAGAUUGAGGACUCAAGAUGAUGGUGAAGACGAAAACAACACUUGGAAUGGAAAUUCUACCCAACAAAUGUAGUUUGACAAGUUACACCUGGGCAAUAAUCAUUGUUUCUCUUUUGAUUUAAUUCAACUAAAACUCUACUGGACAAGUGGGGCUACUGUAUGUUUUACUGACUGAUCUCUAUAAUGUCUCUCCUUAUACUUGCUUAGAGGGUAUGGGUUCAAAGUUGCCUAACUCAGAAAAGUCAAGAGAUAGUAUAGCUGACAAAUAAGAUUUUGCAUAUGGUAAUCAACAGCUAGCUCAAAGAAUCCAAAGGAUUCCUAAAACCUCCAUCAGCUUUCAAAUUCAGUAUUUCAUACACUUACAGGCCCAACUAUGCUGAGAAGGUGGCACUUUAUAGAUAGUUUGCCCCCCAAAUCUUGGGGCCUAUACAGUGGUAAGCCACAGAAUAAUUUGACUUUGUGUCAAAAGCAUUCUACUCUAGUUAGCCAAUCAGAUGAUAAUUUAUGUUUAACUUUUCUCUAUCGCUCUGCAACUGCAAGCCAAACCUUGUAGUUUUUAAUCUGUUAUUCAAAUGCUAAAUAAAAAUCUUUUCCAAAAAAAGUGCUUGCUAGUAUUUCUGUAUAAAAGUUUAUAGUCAUCAGGGCUUUCAAGUUUACAUGGCCUCCCUGCCUCUUUUGUCUACCAGUCAUGGUAAAGUGGAUAAACAUCUUUUUCUUAAACAUCUCUAGAGCAAGAGAUUCCUCAGUGGCUAUAGGUAACACACCUCUUUGUUACAUAUCCCUUUGCCUGCCUCAGCACAGACAGUAGUUUUUUUAAAAGUAACUUUUAAGUUUUUCCUUUUGGCUUUCUAUAAUUCAUUAAAAAAUUUACUUCAAUAGAGCAAAGAUGGUUCAUAGAGUAGUAAGUGGGCCCAGAUGCCUUAUAAAUCUUAUAGCUGGUUAAAGAUGGGUAGCAGUGUUUAGAGAAUUGUCUAGCUCCAUACAUUAUACAAUAUAUUUUUUCCUUUUUUAGUUUAAAUUAUAUUUUUGUCAUUUACCUGUCACUUUAAAUUACUAAAUACUGUUUAUAAUCUAUAAGUUCUAAUAGCUUUGCAUACCUUAUUUGUCUUUAAUCUAGAAAACACUACUCUCUACCAAGAGGGAAUUUUCUUGUGCUUUCUCCUAGAUUAGAUGCCACAAAACAUUACUUUCCUUUCCCUCACUAGAGUAAGGAAAUGAUGAAAUGAUUUCCUUUGUGACCCCAUUGCUAGCACUUACCUGGGAAAGUUGAGGGCAUAUGGAAAUACAGCCACAAUUGAGAAAUUAAAUUUCUUUUUGUUGCUUUAGACCUUAAAGGGCUCCCGAUAGCUCAAACCAACAAGCAUAUGUCUCUUUAAUGUAUCCUUUAGUUGAAUUUAGCAAGCAGAUGCCAAUAACUUAGACAAACUGGUCUGGGAAACAGGGUCAGUUAUAUGAUUGUAUGUAUUAAUUCACUGAGACAAAUAAGACGUUUGACCUCUGAGGCCCUUUCAGCUCUAAAUCUGUGAUCCUAACAUUUCUAGCUGUUUCCAUGUCCACAAUUUUGUGUAACUCCUUGGUUUCUGGGCAAACAUAAGUAAAAAUAGUUUAGAAACAAAUUAUCGAACAUCUUGUCUUUCCUUUUAAGUAUUAAUGAAAUUAUUUACACGGGUUGGUCAGUCUCUUUUAUGUCCCUCUUGUCUACUUUCUUCAAUCAUGCAUGGUCAGUCAAUGAAGAAUAACACCCAAUUCUUGGCCCAAGUUUAACAGAGAGCUUCAGUUGACUUUGUCUGUUAAACUUGGCAACUACUAUAUGCAAAAGGAAGAUUGUUUCAUUUGUUGCAACAUUAGUCAUCUCAGAUAAUAAAAAGUAUCCUAAUGCUU